GCGGGCGCCUCGGCGGCAGGAGGAGGAGGAGGCGGGUCGGCUGCCGAAAGCCGGGGAGUCUGAGGGGGCUGCGUGUUUCCGGAGGACGUGGCGAACGGGCUCCUGAGGCGGCUCCGGCUCCUUCUCUUCGGUUCUUUGUCCUGCUGGCGCGGCGGCUCUUACCGACAUCAUGAUUUCCCUCACGGAUACGCAGAAAAUUGGGAUGGGUCUUACAGGUUUUGGAGUAUUUUUUCUUUUCUUUGGAAUGAUCCUAUUUUUCGACAAAGCACUUUUAGCUAUUGGAAAUGUUUUAUUUGUGGCUGGCCUGGCUUUCGUAAUUGGUUUAGAAAGAACUUUCAGAUUCUUUUUCCAGAAACACAAAGUGAAAGCCACAGGUUUUUUCUUGGGUGGUGUAUUUAUAGUUCUUAUUGGCUGGCCUCUGAUAGGAAUGGUCUUUGAAAUUUAUGGCUUCUUCCUCUUAUUCAGGGGCUUUUUCCCUGUGGUGAUCGGUUUUAUUAGAAGAGUGCCAGUUCUGGGGUAUCUGUUGAAUCUACCUGGUAUAAGAUCACUUGUAGAUAAAGCUGGAGAAAGCAACAACAUGGUAUAAUGAUUGACAAAGGUCCUGAAGACUGGUUCUAAAUUUAUAUUAUUUAUAAAACCUUCAUGAAGAUCGGUCAGUCCAGCACAACGAUUUUGUUGUAUACAAAGGCAACAUUUGUAAUGGUCUUUGAAGUAAGUUUCCAAUUUACACCAUAGUAUACAGUAAACCUAUUUAAUAUAUAAAAAAAAAAGAGAAGCAGAAGCAAAUUUGCAACCUGAGACUUGGCAUUGACAUACCAGGAAUGCUGUGAACUCAACUGGCGAAAAAGUCACGGAAUGUUAGAACUCUUCAAGACUUCUUCAUGUUUUUGGAGUACAAGCUAAAUGCAGCAAACUCCAUGGAAUUAACAGUGCCUGUCAUUUUUACCUCCUUACGUCGGAAAGUGUAAUAGAGUGAUCAUGGGUCAGUUGGUAAGGCGUGGCCCUUCUCUCUUCCUGCCUGCCUGCCAAAUUUCCUACUUCCUCCCCUUUUUUUGGAAGGGGGAAAAAAAAAUCUUCUCCCAACUGUUUCUUCUAUUGAAAGCGAGACAGCUUCCUUACGCUUGAUUCACACGGCGUUUAAAAUGAAUUCUCAUUUUUAACAGUAGCAGAAGACUCCAUCACACGGUUCAGCUGUAUAAAUCUCUCUGUAAAUAGACGCGGAAAUAAACCUUUGUAGGAAAAUGUUUCCAGCCAAAUGUAAAUUUUCAUUACCUACAUCUUUUACCUUUGGAAUAUGCAAAAAAAAAAUCAUUUUUUUGUACGGAAUUGUACAAAACUGUGUUAAACCAUUCCUGGGUUCGUUAGAUGUUUGGUUUGGCAGGGAAUGGGGAAACCAUUUUUACACUCCUUUCUACUGGUUCUCUUUAUCCCAAUUACUGGUAAGUGUUGGAAGCAAGAAGUAACCUUUUCCUCAUUGAAUAAACUAUGUGCACAUAAUAUGUAGCUCCUGAAGUGAGUUGCUUUGCUUCAUGAUGUUCACACAGUUUAUGAAACGGGAGUUGCCUAGCUCGCAAAUUUGUGCAAGGGCAUUUCAAUCCCGAAUCUUGUUUUUAGUUUGGUUAUUGGUAGCCAACAUAUAAAGUCCUAAAGCAUGAAGCAUCAUGUUUUGUUUACUGGCAAUAUCUGAGAUCCAGGAGCUAGAUUUGAAGGACUGAGCUUAAGCGUCCCAUUCUUAUUCUGAGGGAGCAAGUUACGAAGCUAAUUUAUUGUGUGUAUAACCUUUUCUAACCAUCAAACAAAUCAGCCAGUUUGCUGGGAAGUCUUGGGAAAUCAUAUUAGUAGCCUUGAUCAAGUAGCACAUUAAUUUGUUAUAUUUUGACUAUGAGAAACAAUUCCUAUUGCUACAAAUGGCAAGAUUCAGAACUUUUAUGGACAUUUAACUGAACUGGCAAAAGAGGAAAUGUGAAUGACUUAAGCCAUAGAAAAAUCACAUUGUUCUUUUUUCGGACCCCUUCUUGCAGUGGCUCUUGAUGAUAAAUUUGUCCUGACUACUUUAGUUGAAGCAAGCAAAGCUAUUGAUUUCUUUAAAUCUGAAUGGUUCAAACAGCCAGACAAAUACCUUGGAGUGAAUAAACACUAGUGACUAAUACCCAAGGAUGGGAACUAUUUUGUUCUUUAAAUGUGCACUAAGUGAUUCUUUAAAAGAACUUUCUGAUGAGACGAAUUGAUUUUGUAAAGCUGUGAAAAUCAUUUUUGAAUUGGCGCUUCAAGGGACAGUUCUCCGUGAGCUUUCCCAUUGUAGAGGAGUUAACAAAACAAAUAUUCCAUUAUGGAUCAUUCUGAUCCCAAAAUAGAGCACUCCCAAUUUUGAAACAAAUGGUCCUUGUGUUCUGGUGUAGUCUGAUACAAAAUGGGCCUGCUAUGGUGUUUGGGCCACUUCCAAAAACAUUCGGAACAUCCUGUUCCAGAGUUGCAGUAUUAUAUGAUGGAACAAUUGACACACUCCUGACACAUUUCUUUGAUUUCAUCUUGGGAGAAGUAUCCCUUAAGAAAGGAUGUUUUUCUUUCUUAAGGGGUGGUGGUGGUUCCGUAAGAGCAGCAGGCAAGUGUAUGGACGUGCACAGCUCCAUUUGCACGAGUGGCUGGCAAGCACACCUGCCGCUCGCACAAAUGGAACAUGUGCGCCCACAUUUCCCGCAGCUCACGUGAGGAGGUGCCCAUGUGCGUACUCGCCCACCACUUCCACAGCCCGGUUCUGGAGGACUCGGGGCCGGUAGUGGGCCACGGCCUGGGGUUUAGGGAAUCCUGCUUUAGGCAGUUGGUUGUUUUCAGUCUUAAAAUAGAUGUAAUUGAUCUAAUUGUCCCUACAACACUGGUAACAUGGGGUGUUGUUUUAUAUUGCAGACUCUGUCUCUAAUUAUUUUAAAUAGAAUCCUGUUGAGUAGGCCAUGGUCAAAACAUAAACCUUAAACAUGUUUGCUAUGUAUGCUCUAGUUUGAUACUUUGGCUGUAGAAAAGAAUUUUUAACUGACUCUCAUAUUUUAAACCAUUUCAGUUGCAGUUUGUGGGCUGGGAGAGAUGCUUAAGAUUUGGAGCAAUGCACAUGUCCUUAGAGCUAUAAAUUUGGGUUUCAUCAGAUGUUUUGCAACCUCAGGAGUCUUUCCAGAAGGAUCAGCUGCCAGAUUAUCUUCCUUACAUUUUACAAUGAGCCUCAUUUGAGUAUUGAGUCUCCAACACCACACUACUACCAAGUAAGAUGGAUUCUUAAUGCAAUAGGAAUAAAAAUCUUCCUAUUUCUGUUUCUUUUCCAUGUUGUGAAGGUAGCAGAGGAAAACAUUGCUUCCAGUCAUUUUGGGGCAUAAUCCCAUCAAAACAUCAUCAGGCCUCCAUCGUUUAAUUUAUCAUAUCCAUGUGACAUUCUGGUUAAGUCAUAAUUUACUUAAAUGUAGGUGAGACAUUGGUUAAAUAGCAAACUGUGUCAUGGUGCUCUAGAAAAUAAAGCGAAGACAAUUUGCUUCUUACACUGGCCACUUUGGAUGGCAUCCUUUCACUUUUCUGAGAUUCUCAUUAAAAUUCAGAACACUUUUUAAAAAAAAAUUCAAAGGGGUCGUUUUUUAAGUCAGCAGAGUGCAAUCUAAUACCACUGCUGUUCUGUUGCCUUGCCAAACCCUCCUAGAAAACCCUCUAAAGUUGCUUAUGAACGAAUGGAAGGUUGUAAGUGGUAGUAUAUUUCUCUUUCACAAAAAAGGAAGGAGCCAGAGAAUUUGAUUUGAUUUCAACUAGUUUGCUGUGUUGUGUGGUUUAAAACAUACUAUUACAUUUACGUUCAGGCAGCCAGGGAGCAAAAUACAAUCCUUGCAACUUCUAAGAUCCUACCCUUUAGCAGUCACAAAAUUAGUUUUUAUAGAAUUGGCAUUGCGAUAGAAGAUGAUUGAACGAUUCUUUAACCUUAAGGCUGUCUUAUGUUUGUAUACUUGGGAAUCAUUGUGCUCACACUACAUUGAGGCUCAUCUCCAAGGGUAAACAUACCUGAGCCUCGUAUGUUGUAAUCAUUUGCAGAAAUAAUACCUUCUGUAACAAAUAAGAUCUCCCUAUUUAAGUGUAAUUCUUGAUUGCUUGAAAAAAAAAUCCCAUAAAAGAUCUUGUUUUGGAGAAUAUAUUGUAAAUAUACUUGUCAUACCUUGAAUAAAUGGGUACUUUUUCUACGUA
Molecule: messenger RNA, 4209 nt
Organism: Pantherophis guttatus
Lineage: Eukaryota; Metazoa; Chordata; Lepidosauria; Squamata; Colubridae
Gene: GOLT1B
Product: golgi transport 1B
Biological process (GO): retrograde transport, endosome to Golgi; endoplasmic reticulum to Golgi vesicle-mediated transport
Cellular component (GO): endoplasmic reticulum; membrane
Source: RefSeq, a predicted model, not a curated record